UGUUGUCGUCUCUUUGUCGCCCCUGCUGUCGGAUGUGAGCUGUUGAGUGUGUGUUUUCUCUCUCAUGGAGGAUUUUCAGGAACUAACAGGAAAGCAGGAUCAGCGGUGAGCGUCACGCGUGUUGAGGGGGGCCGCGGCGCGUCUUCUCCGGUGUGAAUCUCCGCGAUGGCCGCUGUGGGUCCCGCGUCUCCCCCGCCGCCGCCGCUCUGGAUGCACCGGGAUCUGAGCCGCGCGGCGGCGGAGGAGCUGCUGGCUCGAGCCGGGCGGGACGGGAGUUUCCUGGUGCGGGACAGCGAGAGCGUCAGCGGCGCGUACGCCCUAUGCGUGCUGUUUCAGAAACAUGUUCACACAUACAGGAUCCUUCCUGACGAGGAGAACUUCCUGGCCGUGCAGACGUCUCAGGGAGUUCAGCCCAAGCGCUUUAAGACUCUCCCGGAGCUGAUUCAGUUGUAUUUGCAGCCCAGUCAAGGUCUGGUGACCACACUGCUGUUUCCAGUGGAGAGAGAGGAAACCACAGAGGACAGAGAUUACUCUGAUGGUGAAGAUGAGAAGCCCCCCCUCCCUCCACGCACCGCCUCCACCAGCAGCAUGACAGGCUCCGCCCUUGUCAGCACAGACACACCUCCUGAGAAUUUGACGGCGGCGAAUGGUCUGAGCACCAUCUCUCAUGAGUACCUGAAGGGCAGCUACGCUCUGGACCUGGAGGCGGUCAAACAGGGAGCAAACAGCCUGCCACACCUGAACAAGACCCUGCUGUCCUCCUGCAAACGCCUGCAUGGCGAGGUGGACAAGGUUCUCUGUGGUCUGGAGAUUCUCUCCAAGGUCUUCGAUCAGCAAAGCGCCUCCAUGGUGUCCAGGAUGAUCCAGCAGUCCAUGUCUCAGGGUGGAGAUCAAGAGCUGGAGCAUCUGGUCACUAAACUGGCCAUCCUUAAAGAUCUGCUGUCGUCUAUAGAGAAGAAGGCUCUGAAGGCUCUUCAGGACAUGAGCUCCUCCACUCCGGCCAUCUCGCCGCUGCUCUCCAUCAGAAACAAAGUCAUUCCUGUGCAAACCUUCGAGGUGAAACUGGACGUGUAUCUGGCUGACUUGACGAAGAUCGGCAAGAGUCAGAAGUAUUCUCUGAGUGUGGACGUGGAGGGAGGAAAACUGGUGGUGAUGAAGAAAAUGAAGGACGCGCAGGAAGACUGGAACACGUUCACACACGACAAGAUUCGGCAGCUGAUAAAGUCUCAGCGUGUGCAGAAUAAACUCGGAAUCGUCUUUGAAAAGGAAAAAGACAAAAGCCAGAGGAAAGAUUUCAUCUUUGCCAGUGCAAAGAAAAGGGAAGCGUUCUGCCAACUGCUGCAGCUCAUGAAGAACAAACAUUCCAAUCAGGACGAGCCGGACAUGAUCUCCAUCUUCAUUGGCACGUGGAACAUGGGCAGUGUUCCUGCUCCUAAACCUCUGGGCUCCUGGAUCUUUUCUCGGGGAUUGGGAAAGACUCUAGAUGAGAUGGCGGUCACCAUCCCUCAUGACAUCUAUGUGUUCGGUACGCAGGAGAACUCAGUGUGUGAUAAAGAAUGGGUGGAAACGCUGCGUUGCUCGCUCAAAGAGUACACCGAGAUGGAGUACAAACCGAUCGCAGUGCAGACGCUCUGGAACAUUAAGAUCGUGGUGUUGGUGAAGGCGGAGCACGAGAACCGCAUCAGUCAUGUGGGAAUGUCCAGCGUCAAAACGGGAAUCGCCAACACACUCGGAAACAAAGGUGCAGUGGGCGUGUCCUUCAUGUUUAAUGGCACCUCAUUUGGAUUCGUAAAUUGUCACCUGACGUCCGGCAAUGAGAAAAUCCACAGACGUAACCAGAAUUACCUGGACAUCCUGCGUCAGCUCUCUCUGGGCGAUAAACAGCUGAACUCCUUCGACAUUUCGCUCCGGUUCACCCACCUGUUCUGGUUUGGUGACCUCAACUACCGGCUGGACAUGGACAUACAGGAAAUCCUCAACUACAUCAACAGGAAGGAGUUCGAGCCGCUGCUGAAGGUGGACCAGCUCAACCUGGAGAGAGAGAAGAACAAGAUCUUCCUGCGCUUCGCGGAGGAGGAGAUCUCGUAUCCCCCAACGUACCGUUACGAGCGCGGCUCUCGAGACACUUAUGUCUGGCAGAAGCAGAAGGCCACUGGGAUGCGGACCAACGUUCCUUCAUGGUGCGACAGAAUCCUGUGGAAGUCAUAUCCAGAGACACACAUCGUCUGCAACUCCUACGGCUGUACGGAUGAUAUCGUGACGAGUGAUCACUCUCCAGUGUUCGGCACGUUUGAGGUCGGCGUCACGUCUCAGUUCGUCUCUAAGAAAGGUCUGCCCAAGUCUUCAGAGCAGGCCUACAUCGAGUUCGAGAACAUCGAGGCCAUCGUGAAGACCGCCAGCAGAACCAAAUUCUUCAUCGAGUUUUACUCCACGUGUCUGGAGGAGUUCAAGAAGAGCUAUGAGAACGACACUCAGAGCAGUGAUAAUGUGAAUUUCCUGCGCGUGGGCUGGUCCUCCAAGCAGCUGACCACACUGAAGCCCAUCCUGUCCGACAUCGAGUACCUGCAGGACCAGCACCUGCUGCUCACCGUCAAGUCCCUGGACGGAUACGAGUCCUACGGUGAGUGUGUUCUGGCUCUGAAGUCUAUGAUCGGCAGCACAGCGCAGCAGUUUCACACGUAUCUCUCUCACCGCGGCGAGGAAACCGGAAACAUCCGGGGCUCCAUGAGGGUCCGCGUGCCAUCAGAGCGCAUGGGCACCAGAGAGCGCCUCUACGAGUGGAUCAGUGUGGAUAAAGAUGACAUGGGCGGCCCAAAGGGCAGAACUCUUCCUCCUCGAUCAUCACAUGAUUACGUCAAACCGACCAGCAGCAGCAGCAGGAAACCCGGAUCAGCAGAACUCAGCAGAGUCACAGAGGAGGGAGAGAAGAGCAGCAUCAGCAGACACACACACACUAAAGAGGAGAACACGCACAACAGAGGCAAGCAGGAUCCAUUUGAGAGCGACGCCACAACGUGCAAAAACAGCUUCAAUAACCCCGCCUACUACAUUCUAGAAGGCGUCCCCAACCAAUCGGCUGCUCUGGCUUCUGAUAUGCUCCCAGGCUCCGCCCACCCUCCACUGGCCAAUAAGACGAUGGCUCCUCCUGCUGUCGGUGUGGGGAAGAGCAAACCUCCCAGCGGAAGCUCCGCCCAGGGCCGCUGGCAGACGUCUGGACGCUCGGUUCGACCAAUCAGUGAAGAGGGUUCAUCAGAGGAUGAUGGGAAUAUCGGACCCCACGCUGGCUCAUUGAACCGCCCCCCACCAGAUUUCCCCCCGCCGCCGCUGCCCAAAACUGCUGUGGAGAUGACAGAAAACUCAUUUGGGAAACCACGAAUAUUUUCAGAUCUUGCUGAUGUUAAAAUACCCCCGCUGUCCAAACCGUUGGCGUCUCCCGGCUUGACUCCGCCCCCAGGAGGAGCCCCAGGAGGAGGCGUGGCCUUCUGUAUAGAGUCUCCAUCUGUCUUGAGUCCAAACUCCACCCCUUUCCGAAGAGGGGGCGGGGCCUCAGCGCUGGAUGAUCAGUCAUGUUCGGUGCUCCAGAUGGCCAAAACGCUGAGUGAGGUGGAGUAUCCGUCCGGCAGGGAGCGCGGGGCCUCACAGGGGCCAACGGGGUCCCAGCUGAGGGGUCUGAGCUUUCCUUCACACUCCAUCCAGGAGGAGAGCAUCGCUGAGGACCUGCCAGAGGAGGGCGGUCUGUGGGGUGCUGAGAGCAGCAGCAGUAGUCUGUCAGUGGACUGCAGUGUUGGCGAGUGGCUCCAGAAACUCGGCCUUCAGCAUUAUGAGGAGGGACUACUGCAUAACGGCUGGGAUGACCUGGAGUUCCUCAGCGACAUCACCGAGGAGGAUUUGGAGGAGGCGGGCGUUCGUGACCCCGCCCACAAAAAGAUCCUAUUGGCCAGCCUGAAGCAGCAGCAGCAGAAGUGAGCCAAUCACGAUCCGGCCUCAGCAGCUGUGCCUUCCUGACAAAUUUUGCACUGGUGAAUCUGACCUGAGAACAGUUUUAAUUUAAUCAGAUGUAAUAAAGUUGGUCGUUUAUAGUUCAGCGUUUUAUUUAAACAAGUUUCACUACAGCCCCUUCCCUCAGCUUCCUGUUGUCAGGAGGAAGUGACAUCAUUAGAACAUUCCUCACCUCAUAAGGUGACUGAAGUGUUAACUAUUAAUAACUGCAUGCUAAGGAAAGGGAAAAAAAAGCCAAAUCAUUGUGACUUGAAGAUGAUCUCUGAUGAUUUGUGUGUAUUUUUGUGAGUUCAGUGUGUAAUUUGUAAGUAAAUUUACUGUCUGGUUGACAGGCGAAUAUCACAGGACUUUUAUUAUGACACACUCAACAAACAGCACAUAUAAGAGGACUUUUAUUAUGACAAACACUCAUAAUUCUGGAAAUAUGAGGACUUUUAUUUUGAUACUCAUCAGUGAGUGAAUAUGAAAGGACUUUUAUUUUGAUACUGCAGGUUAAACAACCUUAGGACUUUUAUUACCAGACACUCACAAGUCAGCAAAUACAAGAGAACUUUUAUUAUGAUACACUCAUUAGUGAAUAUGUAAAAAAAAAAAAAAAAUCAGAGGGCUUUUAUUACCACACUCAUCAGUCAACAAAUAUAAGAGGACUUUUAUUAUGACACUUUCAUGACUCAGCAACUAUAAGAGGACUUGUAUUAUGAUAAUCACUCUUCAGUCAGGAAUUAAGCGGACUUUUACGAUGAUACUCAUAUGAAAGGACUCAAUAUGACACUUCAGGAGACUAUCACAGGACUUUUAUCAUGACAUGCUUAUCAGUCAAAGAAUUUAAGAGGAAUAAAGACGUCACAGGUUAAAAAAAAUCAGGACUUUUAUUACAACACUGUCAGCAAAUAUGAGGACUUUUAUCGUGACAGCCAAUAGUGAAUUUGAAAAAGGACUUUUAUUAUAACACUGCAAGUGACUAUCAGAAGACUUUUAUUGUGACAUUAUCAGCGAAUUUAAGACUUAUGACACUGCAGGUAAAAAAAAAUCUGAUGGUUUUUACAAUUCCGAUGAGAGGACUCUUAUUAUGACAGUGUGGUCAACAGAUAAAUAUAUUUAUUAUAACAUGCCAAUCAGCUGUUUAAAAAAAUGAGGACUUUUAUUAGGGUCUUCUGAUAAUUCACAUGACUGUAUCUAAAUAAAAGUCCUCUAACGUUCACCUGUCAUAAUGAAAGGACUUUUAUUAUGCUGUCUGGUCAGCAGGUGAAUAUUGGAGGACUCUUAUUAUGAUAGUGUGAUCAGCAGGUGAAACAAUUUGUGGACGAUUAUUUUAACUCAAAUCAGCUGGUGAAAAAUCAGAGGACUUUUAUUUCCCUGCUGAUUGCGCGAAUAAAAUAAUAACACCUAACACCUGUCAUAAUAAGAGUCCUCUGAUAAUUCGCCUAUUGAUGAGAGUUAGAUCUUUUUUAAUCUGAUCAUUUUAUUGCUCAGUCUGUUUAGCAGGUGAAAAUCAGAGGACUCUUAUUAUGACAGUGUGUGGUCAGCAGGUGGCGCUGGAGUUUCAUGUUUAUUUGACUUUUAUUUCUGAGAGUUUCAGAUCAUUUUGGAUGAGUUUGUUUCCUCAUUUCACUUAUAAUCUGUUUUAUUUAACAGUGUCUUUAAUAUUGUUAUUAUUAUUAUGGGGUGUUUCUCCUGAAUGCAUGCGAAUGUUCCAGCAGAAUAUCUUUGUUUAAAUGUUAUUAGUUCCCCGUUCCCUCAUUUCUGUAUAAUCAUAAUCCUCUGAACAUUAAUAUCUGUUAUUGUAAGUUAAUAUUUGUGUUUAAUGGCUUUCUGUUCUUUUUUCAGUUUAAUAAAAUCUCAAAUCUAACAUGC
This is a messenger RNA of Danio aesculapii, 5853 nucleotides long. It is a transcript of the gene inppl1a, whose product is annotated as inositol polyphosphate phosphatase-like 1a. Lineage: Eukaryota; Metazoa; Chordata; Actinopteri; Cypriniformes; Danionidae. The coding region runs from base 166 to 3966 and encodes 1266 amino acids. The transcript has 28 exons. The record is from RefSeq and is a predicted model, not a curated record. Gene Ontology annotation, molecular function: protein binding; phosphatase activity. Gene Ontology annotation, biological process: phosphatidylinositol dephosphorylation.